AUGCUGCACCGAAGCUGCUCCGAGCGGCUGGUGACGCUGUGCCGCCACCGCGGCUUCAUUUUCCCGGGCUCGGAGCUCUACGGCGGCCUGGCCAACAGCUUCGACUACGGCCCGCUCGGCGUGCUCAUGAAGAAGAACGUGAUGGACCGCUGGUGGUUCGAGUUCGUGCAGAAGCGCCCCAACUGCGUGGGGCUCGACAGCUCCGUGCUGCUCAACUCGGCGGUCUGGACGGCCUCGGGCCACGUCGACAACUUCACGGACCCCAUGACGGUCUGCAGCAGCUGCAACUCGCGCGUGCGCGUGGACCAGCUGCUGGAGGCCAAGCUGCAGACCCAGGAGGAGAUCGACGCCGUGGCCACGCUGUCGCUGGCCGAGAUGGACGCGCUGCUCGUGGAGCACGACGUGGCGUGCCCCAACUGCAGCGAAAAGCGCAGCUUCCUGCCGGCCAAGAAGUUCAACCUGCUCUUCCGCACCAACAUGGGCGCCACGGACGAGACGUGCGAGUGGAUCUACCUCCGCCCCGAGACGGCCCAAGGCGCGUACAUCAACUUCGCCAACGUGCAGAGCACCAUGCGCAAGAAGCUGCCCUUCGGCGUGGGCCAGAUGGGCAAGAGCUUCCGCAACGAGAUCUCGCCCGGCCACUUCCUCUUCCGAACGCGCGAGUUUGAGCAGCUCGAGCUGCAGUUCUUCACGCACCCGGACGAGUCGGACGACUGGUACCUGUACUGGGUGGACCAGUGCUACGAGUUCCUGACCAAGUACGGCCUCAAGCCCGAGAACCUGCGCAAGCACGAGCACGCGCCCGAGGAGCUGGCCCACUACGCGCGCGCCACGACGGACAUCCAGUUCAAGUACCCCUUCGGCUGGAGCGAGCUGUGGGGCAUUGCCAACCGCACGAGCUACGACCUGAAGAAGCACAUGGACGCCAGCGGCAAGAGCCUCAAGUACCAGGACCUAGUGGCCAAGGAGGAGUUCCUGCCGCACGUCAUCGAGCCGGCGCUUGGAGCUGGACGCGUCAUGCUCUCGAUGCUGCUGGAUGCGUACGACGAGGAGGAGGUGAACGGCCGCAAGCGCACGGUGCUGCGUCUGCACCCGGACAUCGCGCCGUACCGGUUUGCGGUGCUGCCGCUUUCCAAGAAGCAGCCGCUGAUGGACGUUGCCCAGAAGCUGUUCGAGGAGUUGUGCGGCAGUGCCAGUGUGGACUACGACGUGGCUGGCAGCAUCGGACGGCGCUACCGUCGUCAGGAUGAGAUCGGCACGCCCAUGUGCUUGACUGUGGACUUCGAUACGCUGGAGGACAAGUGCGUGACGGUGCGAGACCGCGACACCAUGGAGCAGAAACGCGUGCCGAUUGAGCAGAUUCUUCAGGGCACUUCCGUGAAGCAUUCCAGCUUCUCCUCGUUCUAA
Molecule: messenger RNA, 1407 nt
Organism: Phytophthora sojae
Lineage: Eukaryota; Oomycota; Peronosporomycetes; Peronosporales; Peronosporaceae
Exons: 3
Coding region: 1-1407 (468 amino acids)
Biological process (GO): glycyl-tRNA aminoacylation; mitochondrial DNA replication
Cellular component (GO): cytoplasm; mitochondrion
Molecular function (GO): glycine-tRNA ligase activity; ATP binding
Source: RefSeq, a predicted model, not a curated record